CUGCAUUGUGUUUCUGUGUUUGUAUUGUAGGUAUUCACAGAUCUUUGAUAGCUACCUACCUACUCCCUACCUUGUUUCCCCGCAAAGUUGAUAGGGUUCAUCAUUAGUCCACCAGUCGCUUGAUGCUAGCUACUGUAUUAUAGAUAAGAUUACGCGCCAACUGUGCAGUUCCGAGAUCAUUAAUUCGAAAUUCCAUUCCAUUUCAACCUACAGCUAUUUUAUUACUUUUCGAUGAUUUUCCCACGGCAACCUUCCAAAUAACUCUCAAACAACUCCCAACCAACCUGCAUAUCCCGCCUAACAUUUCUUCCGAUUACCAUUACUUUGCGCAGAUAUUACUUGUAUGAUCACGACCAUCUCUGCGCAACAUCACUCUUCAAAGUGAUCGCAAGUCGCAAAGAUGGCAGAAUCCGAACCCAGACCCACCGAAUUUACCCAAUUUACUGAGAUAGACUGGAAGCGCCAGGAUGAAGAAGAUGAAAAGGCUAUGAAAUCUUUGUUGAGUGCCGAGAAUUAUGGGAAGGACGGCGGCGAUGGUCUUUUCGGUGAUCGACCUUUGGAGGUGGGCGAGAAGGCAGAUGAUGCGCAGGAUUUCGAGGAUAUCAGCGAUGACGAUUUACCAGAGGAGGAAGAAGCUUCUCUACCCAGCGCGGUCGAUUUACCUGCUUUGACCGAUGAUGCUGGCACGAGCCACGACACCGAUGAUUUAUUUGGAGAGGGCAGAGAUUCUUCACCAUUUGCUUUUGAUGAUCAUGUUGAAAUACAAGAUGGAGAGUCACAGGCUGCAGCAAAUACAGUUGAGGAACCAGCGGGUCCGGCAGAUGAGGAAGAAGAUUUAUUGGAGCUCAAUUUUCCUGGCUACCAUCAAGCUCGGUUGAACAACCAAGAUCUUUCGAUACCUGCUCCUGCAGAAUCCGAAGGAGAUUUAGCCAAGCAGUUGUUUCCAAGUCUUGAACCUGGUGUUAUAUUGAACUUCAACGAAUUAUUACCUCCAAAGCUUGCGCAUUUCGUCCCAAAAGUCCCACUCAAGCAGCCUAAACCUCUAAAUCCUACAAAAGUCAGCUUAGACCUCGCUCCCGACCAAGAAAAAUCUUUUCGCAGCAAUAUAGGUACAGCGACAGGCGAUAAGCGCAAACGUGCGGCUGAGGCGGAAGCUAAAGGGCUUGUUGCGAUUGUUGAAGAAUCUGCUGAUGAGGUAGAGAAUGAGGAAACUUUCGAUUAUGAAGAACCAGCGGAGGAUGAGAAGCUUGGUGGACUUACAUGGGCGGAUCUUCAGAUGAUUUGUGAUGAUUGGGACUCUAAGAUAAAUGCGACACCCGAAGUUGUGCAACCGGAGCCUGUAGAUGAUCAGCCAAUGGAUGAAUGGGAUCGAGAGAUUCUAGGACAUUCCUCAAAACGGAUAAAGGUAGAGCAAUCGGAGCCAGACUAUUUCGGCAUUCCUCAAUUCGCCGUCCCAUCUUUCGACAACCUACAACAAGCUGUUACUAUUUCUGCCAAGCGUCCUUUCCUAGAUCUUAAUGAUCCACAUUUACUUUUAGAAGAGAUCAAGGUGAACUUCUCAUCCGCUGCUAAACGUCAACGCCUCGGUGGAAACUUCCGAGGAGGAAACAACAUCAUUUCCAAGAAACUGAGCAAGCGCUUCAAUAUUUCAAACGACGAAGCUUACGAUGCUCUCAAGGAGAAUCAUCAAAGUAAGGUUAGAGCAGCUAUUGGGAAUCUUACCGUCGAGCAUAGUCUCCCUGCAUUACGCCUUCAAUGGCCCUAUUAUAAGGUCAAAUUAUACACCAAGGAAGCUAGAGCUUUACAUCGACCAACCCUCAGAUUCAAUAAGUGGCUUAAUCAACCCGUCACCUUUGACAAACCAGGAAUGCGGAAGAAGAAAGAAGCCAGAACAAUGUCUAUUGCAGAAGUGUUUAAGGAAUCCAAGGAUCUAACAUUAGGUGACUUCUACUCCACUGCUACUCUAAUUGAAUACUCCGAGGAACAGCCUAUAGUACUUUCAAAUUUCGGCAUGGGUAAUCGGAUCAUCAAUUAUUACCGACGAAAGGAUGCAGAAGAUCAGGACAGACCCACUCCAGAGGACAAAAUUGGUGACACUACCAUUCUCCUCCCAGAAGACAAAUCCCCGUUUGCGAACUUCGGUUUCGUGGAUCCAGGCGAAACAGUUCGAGCUUUGCACAAUGAAAUGUAUCGUACUCCAAUAUUCAAGCAUCAACCCAAGAACACCGAUUUUCUCUGUGUUCGCAGUACUACGGGAGUUCAUGGUACUACAUGGCACCUUCGCAACAUAGAUAACCUAUUUGUUGCAGGUCAACAAUUCCCAUCGAUCAAAGUACCAACACCACAUUCGAGGACGGUUACAAAUGCUACCAAGAAUCGAGUUAAGAUGAUUGCAUUCAGAAAAAUCAGACGUAGUUCCACAAAGUCUUUGAGAAUAGCUGAACUUACCCAACAUAUCCCUGAUACGAAUGAUAUGCAAAACAGAGCAAAAUUGAAGGAGAUACUUGUCUACGAUAAAAACGAGAAAGUUUGGCGUCCAGAGGAAGGCACUACCAUUCCAGAUGAGGCGGCUCUGCGAUCCUUAGUUAAGCCCGAGGAUUGCUGCAUGAUCGAUGCCAUGCAUGUUGGACUAAGGAACCUCGCGGAUGCUGGUUAUGAUACCUUGAGUGAAAAGGAGGAAGGUGAUGAAGGAACAUUCAUCGACCGACCUCUAGAUUUCAAGCUUACUCCCUGGAACACAAGUAAGGCUUUCUUGGAUGCAACUUCAGGUAAAGCAAUGCUUGAACUUCAUGGUGAUGGCGAUCCUUCUGGAUGUGGGCUUGCAAUCAGUAUGAUACAAACUUCCAUGAAGGGAGGCUACAUUGGUGCCGUUCAGGGUCCAAAUGCUACAUCCGCAGCCGCCAUUGCUGCAGAGAGAAAGGCAAAUGGUGGUCAUACCUACAAUGUCAAGAAACAAGACGAACUUUACAAUAACGCCAUUCGUGAUAUUUGGGAGAAGCAAAAGUCGACUUUGUCAGACGCGAACGAACAUGUUUCAAACGAACUGGAAGAAGUAGACGAGGACGAGCGAUUCGGCGUAGCACCCACUCCACACUCCAUGCCCACCCCUGCGCCUUAUGAUGAUUCUUUCAGUCAGGUCAGCAGAGCCAGCAAUAUGGAUAACUCCUCCGGCAAAUUCAUGCGUAUUACUCGCAGGGUUAAAGUUGGCAAUUACGGACAAACCGAGGAAAGGGUCGAGACGGUCAAGGAUAUGCGUGUCUGGAGAGAAUAUAUUAAGCGUAAAAAGAUCAUGGAAGCCGCUAAUUCAGAGUAAUUCCCACUAGAUUGCUUUAUUUUCUUUUUGUUUCCGCUUGGGGACGAUAGCUAACAGUGUGUUUUUAGUGUUUAUGCCAUUACUCCUUCUGGUGAUGCAGACCUUGAUAGAGCUCAUCGUGUUCAGUAAGUACUCCUUACCAUCUGCCCACCCCUUUUCACUCUCUAUCAGUAACAAAUAGCCAUAACUAACACUUUAACCACAGAGUCCAAAAAGAACUCGAGCGUCUCGAACGCAACCAAGAUCGUCGCCACGCCCGUGAGAAGCAAAAGUCCAAACAGUCCAUGGCUGGUCAACAACUUCUUAAUCCUGGUUCCCCUGGUCCAUCUGGAGCUCCCGUUUCCAGCAUUGAAAAGCCAGCUGGUACCACGAGGAAAUGUGCAAAUUGUGGUCAGACGGGCCACAUCAAGACGAACAAAAAGUACUGUCCCCAAUGCCAAUUAAUCAGCCCUUUUCUCUUUCCAGCUUAGGUUCUAUCACAGCUACAGUUACGAAGUGCUCAUACUGAGGCCGCUGUUUGUUCUUGCUCAAGGAGCCGACUUAAAGGAUAUUUUUUCUCCUAUAAGUGGAAGUAUCCAAGGAUUCAUCUACAUCUCAUUCCUCUUCGCCAUUUUUGCUUAAUUUUGUAACUUUUUCACUUAGCAUAAACCAAAGAACCAUCAUUUGCUGACAUACAUUUUCCCUAACAAUCAGACUCUGUCCUCUUUUGAAUGGCACCAUGAAGCCCGAAGAUGGCGCGCUCAAUCAUGGCGGGUUUGGUGCUAUUCAAGCCCCACCUUAGCUUUGCAAAACACUGCGUUGGCAAGCAGGCGAUACACAUUUUCUCCGCCCUUGCCUUCCAACAUACACAUCGUGUGGUCUUUUUUAAUUUCACAAUACACGACAAAUACCCACGAGGAGUAUUACACAAGGCUGUCUGGUUUGCAAAUUUACCUUUCCUUUCUUUGGAUUUCCCUCGACAAAAAUUCCAUAGCAACGGGUCGGAUUGAAUCAUGUGUGGCAUGGGAUAAGGCCAAGGAGAACCCUUAACACAGUGACAGGCACGUUUACAAAAAAAAGGCCCAAAAACAUUCUGUGUCAUCGAUAUGAGAAAUGCCUUGAGCGAAAAACGUCACGGAGAGUUGAUUGGGACACAGACUAGGCCUUGUCGCAAAAUAUUGACAAAUCCUACAAUCUUGUGGCGAGGAAAAUAAUGCGAGGCAUACCGCGUCUUAGUUUUGGUAUUUUUGGUGUGAUGUUGGUUUGAGGAUGGCUCAUAUUUCGUCCCAUUGCUGCUCGUCUGCACAUCUUACUCGACUGGAGGAAAGAGCACGAAAGUUGGCCUGAUAGAAACCUUGGAGCCGGCGCUGAUAUAGCAGGCAGGGAGAUUAGUUUUACAAGACGCAUCAAUAAAGCACACACGAGACACGAUACAGUAUUCACCAGAAGGCGUUUUUCAUAUUUCAUUUCUUUUUCUUCAAGCUAAUGUAGUCUUUCAAAUAACCGAUGGACAUUCAAUGGUUGGUUUCUUUAACGUUUUAUUCCCCGAUUACACACGCGGCUGGGUAAUUAUCGGCGUUAUUAAGGCUAGAUGUGGUUUGAGGGUUAUGGAGUUUGUGAAAGGUGGUUGAACAAGUCUGAUCUGCACAGCAUGGCGUAACAUGGCAUGGAAAGGAAAAUUGACAAGGGAAGGCGUUCACAUACGAGUUAUGGAGUAGAAGGAGAAUUCGAGUGUUUUCUCAAGGCUUACCUUACGCACAUUACAAAUGUCGCCGGCCGUGGUAGUUUGCUUUCUGAGGCUCAUGAUACAUAGAGUAUAAUUACAUGUUAUACAGAGUUGGCUGCAAUUCUUCUGUUUUUAAAAAAUAAAAAUGAGCAUUCAUCUUCCAUAAGGAUUAUAUUGUCGAU
This is a messenger RNA of Sclerotinia trifoliorum, 5200 nucleotides long. The record is from the annotation of a GenBank genome assembly. NCBI's taxonomy places the organism in Eukaryota, Fungi, Ascomycota, Leotiomycetes, Helotiales, Sclerotiniaceae.